AUGGGCAUAGAAAAAUAUUUAAGCAAGCUGAAAGAAGACGGCUGCAAAGACAAGAUACGCAGCACUCUUAUGGAACUUGGAAGUUUGUCGGCCACCUCGCUUGACAACCCCGAAAUAGUCAACAGUCUGCUGGCGCUCAGCCAAAACAGCGACCUUUUGAUUUCUCUGAAGGCGCUGCAAAUACUCACUCGCGUGUACCAGCACAAAAAAACAGCGAGCCCAGAGUACUACAAAACCGUGGCUGAGGCGAUCCGAGAGGACCCGGACAGCAAAAAGACCGAGCAGGUCCUCAUGUUUUUGCAGAAGCUGUGCACUGUAGACUAUCAGAAAGAGAGGUUCCAAAUACAGCUUUUCACAGAAAACAAAAUACGCGAGGAAAUAGCGCAGAAUACAGAACUGUUCACGGCAAUACUAAAUGUGUGCACGAAGCGAACGUGCAAGUAUCAGGGCCUGCUUCUUCUGUGGCUGCUGACCUUUUCGCACAAGGCGCUGAAAAUCCUCAUGGUCUCUCCCAUGUUCUACAUGCUCUCGUUUAUAUCGAAGGACGGGAAGGAGAAAGAGCUUCGCGUGUCGCUCAGCAUCAUAAAGAACUAUCUCCGGUUCACCGACAAGUACAACUACGGGACAUUCCAGAAAAUAGAAGAGCUUCUCUCUGUGGUGUCGCACCGGGGGAACAAGGAGGACCCGGAGGAGCAAGAAGACCUAGAGUACUGCCGGAAGAGGUACAUAAAGCUCUCGCAGAACGUGUCGACGUUUGACGCGUAUUUGGAGGAGCUGCGGUGCGGAACCCUGCAGCCGUACCCAUACCAUUUCAGCACGGAGUUCUGGAAGAACAACCUAAACAACCUCAUUAUUAGAAGAUCAGACAUCAUCAAAACGCUGAAAAGAUUCCUAAAGUCAGACGACCCGAACAACGUCUGGAUCUCUGCAAAUGACAUAUACAGAAUUGUAGAGGUGUACCCAGAAUCUGUUUCGCUAAUCCGGCAAAUGAACAUCCACCUGACCCUAUUUGAGAUACUCUCCAGCAAGACCAGCGAAGACAUUCGAUUCCACGCCAUGGAGGCGCUCAGCGUCUGCUACACAAAGGAGUAG
Molecule: messenger RNA, 1092 nt
Organism: Nematocida major
Lineage: Eukaryota; Fungi; Microsporidia
Product: V-type H+-transporting ATPase subunit H
Exons: 1
Coding region: 1-1092 (363 amino acids)
Biological process (GO): proton transmembrane transport
Cellular component (GO): vacuolar proton-transporting V-type ATPase, V1 domain
Molecular function (GO): proton-transporting ATPase activity, rotational mechanism
Source: RefSeq, a predicted model, not a curated record